Messenger RNA from Bufo bufo (common toad), 597 nucleotides. Its product is annotated as speedy protein 1-A-like. Gene Ontology annotation, biological process: positive regulation of cyclin-dependent protein serine/threonine kinase activity. Bases 1 to 597 code for a protein of 198 amino acids. Gene Ontology annotation, molecular function: protein kinase binding. The transcript is spliced from 6 exons. NCBI's taxonomy places the organism in Eukaryota, Metazoa, Chordata, Amphibia, Anura, Bufonidae. The record is from RefSeq and is a predicted model, not a curated record.
AUGAUACAGCUCCCAGCAAAUCAGAAUUCACUGUCUGCCACCCAGGAAGAAUCCAUGAAGAAGAGGAAGAUGGAUGAUUACAUCCUUCAUCCAGAAGAGCGGGCCGCGUUCUUCACACUCUUUGAAGACGAGAACAUCCAGUUAUUUCUUAUCAGCGACAGCUGCUUGAAGAUCUCGGACAAGUAUCUCCUGGCCAUGGUCCUCACCUACUUCAGAAGAGCAGGACUGCCUACUGAAGAAUAUAGAAAAUAUUUCUUUCCAUCUCUAUUUUUGGCCAACCAAUUUGAAGAGGACGAGCCAUUUCGAGAGGAGAUCUACCCCUGGGCCUUCGGAUGGACGUGGACCAUACAGCGGGAGCAGCUUCACCAACUGCGUAACCUAUUGUUCAUCCGGAUGGGAUUCAGAGCUUGGGUGGACCGGGCCACCUGUGAUCUGAUCAUGGCACAAGACCCUGGACAUUGGGCAUGGAAGAGAGAGAGGAAAGUCCAUCACAGCUGGGCCAUACGCGAAUUCAGGAGGAAAGAUACAGAAUUCUCCAUCAAAGGCCCAUGGAUCAGCCCUGAACCCUGCUCUCUUUGUAACCGCAUUGCCCAUUGA